Lingula anatina is the source of this 2710-nucleotide messenger RNA. RefSeq names its product cyclic AMP-dependent transcription factor ATF-6 beta. NCBI's taxonomy places the organism in Eukaryota, Metazoa, Brachiopoda, Lingulata, Lingulida, Lingulidae. The record is from RefSeq and is a predicted model, not a curated record. Gene Ontology annotation, cellular component: nucleus. Gene Ontology annotation, biological process: regulation of transcription by RNA polymerase II; endoplasmic reticulum unfolded protein response. Gene Ontology annotation, molecular function: RNA polymerase II cis-regulatory region sequence-specific DNA binding; DNA-binding transcription factor activity, RNA polymerase II-specific.
CAUUUUUUUCCAAGAAAUAGAAUAAGUACAAAUUAUUUCAGUCAUCUUUUGACCAAGCAAUAGUUUCCUGUUAUAUGAAGUGAAGUGUGUACAUGAGCAAAGCCUGAUCUUAACUCUAAGGAGAUAAGUCCAUGUAUUGUUGGGUGAUUACAUGUCUAAUAUUGAACUGAAGAGGAAGUCGGGUCAUUGUUUGUGGAAAAGCUAAUGGUGGUAUAACUAUAAUUGUUCCAUAUAUCUUUGUUUCAUGCACUACGUCACCUGUCUAUUGUGUUACAGCUACAAUACAUCAAAAGCUUGGAUCAAUUUGUCAGGUCAAAUAUGAUUGGUCAUUUAACACUUGCUAUGAUGCGGGCACAGGUAGCAUUUGUAGUCUUUGUUUCUUUGUCUCUUGGGAGUUUCACUUGCUGGUUGAUUAUUUUUGGUCUUGCAUUUUCUUCUGUGUUUUUUGCCAUGGAACAGAACUGGCCGUUGCUGGACUCAGCUGACCCUUUAGAUGUGGUGUACGCAGAAUAUUUUCAGUGAAUAAUGUCUGGUUACAUCAGCCACAAAAACAAGCACAGAGUUGAGCUGGGGAUCUCCUGUGGUCUAUAAAUCAUCUCACUGAAUUAAGUAAUUGCCAUUUAAUUCAGUUGUUUUGAAUUUUUUAAAACUGCUUUUGUACUGAGCUUCCAUGUGGAAAUGUGAAAUGGUCUGGAGGACUUCUGGCAUGGGAAAUAUCUCUGAGCUCUUUAUUAAGCAAGAUGAUCAUGUGCCUAUAAUAUAAUAGAAAUAUCACACUGCAUGCAACUGUUCUCAUAUUUAAAAACUUAUCUUGAUGAAGGAAACCAGGGAAUAAUUGUUAAACACUUAAAGAAGAGAAGAAGAAAACAAGUGUCGAAAUUACUAGUUUUGUAAUAUGCGAUGUCAUUUUUUUAUGCUGAUGUUUUUUCUUGAAAAGAAGUGAUUGCUUUGCUUUGGAAAGGAGUCUAUUAGGACUGGAAACUCUGCUUUCUGGGAAAACGGUAUCAGAACAUUGGAAGCCAGGUCAUAUAUAAAGUAAAAACCUACAUCCUUUGCUGUAGGCAGGUGAGCUUGCAUAUAUGACACUGGCGGCUCUUAGAAUUUCAGAUAUAUGCAAGUGUCACAGAUGUUGUAGCAAGACUAUAACACAUUUUAUAGCCAGUAGCAGUCAUUAUUAGCAGUAGUUUUCAUACAUGAAUGAUUGGAAUAGCUUUAUCCUUGUGCCUUGUUAUGGCAAUUUUGGGGAUGGAAUCUUGAAAACAAGAGAAAAGGGGUCAUUUGUGGCAGUUUCCAGUUGAUUUAAGCAUGCCCUUGGCGCAAGAACCCAGGUUCCAAGACUUAAGACUGUAAUGACUCUGUGAUGUAAGAGUUAUAUCAGAGCUACAGUGGUACUGGUUUUUAUGCAGAUUUUUUUAUUCAGCUAUAUGUGGAUUGGUACCAAGAACAUGGCUUUUGUUGGUUUUAUGUUGCUGUAUUUUUUGGCAACUUUCAAAACAAGGCACCAAAGUUAAGAGAUCUAACAGUCACGGAGUGAAGAAACAACCUCGAGCAGUUCUUCUGAUUGUAGAAGAGGCAUAAACUAAAGGCUAGGCAAUACAAACCUUUACCUGACUCACAUCUUACACUUUAUGCUACCAGCAUUGAAAAAUAUUGCUUGUGUGCUAAAUUAUUAAGUAUUCUGAUGUGAGUUAUUUCCAACACAUUGCUUGGAACUUAAACAACGGAAAGAUUGGAGAUCUAUACAAUUUUGCAAGAGGGAAAGAAGGACUUGAAAUGGCAUAUGAAAAAGCAUUUUCUUGGUUGAACAAUGUGUUUGGAUACGAAGAUCCAGCUCACCUGGACAAAUUAGAUGACUUCUCCAGUCUCAUAGAUGUGGAGGCAAGUUUAGCCUCUGAUGAACUGCUUCACCAGCUGCCACAGGAUUUAGAGCUGCCUAUAUUAGAAGAUGGUAUGAGUCCUGGAGAGUUGGGGGAGUUUGACUUUGGUCCAGACUGGAUGGAAACAGAUGGGUUGAGGGACCCUGGGGAUAACAGCAGUGACAGUGGCAUCAGCAGUGUUAGUAUCAAACAAGAACCUUUCUCCCCUGCUCUGUCUCAUACCUCAGAUUGCUCUGGUGACUCCUUCCUUCAGCAGACCCCCCUUGAUCAGCUGCCAUUGCUGAACCAGUUUGAUGUGAAGCUUGAGAGUCCUCCUCCAACUCCUCCCCAAGACAACAGUGACAGUGCAGUCCAGUAUAUACAGCCUUCAGCCAUUAGUUGUGGUGUCACAUUCCAGAAGGGGGCAGCAGCAGCAGCUCAACCCGCACACAGCAAGCCACACAUUACCACAGUAAAACUGACACAUGUAACGGGACUGAACCCAGACAGUAAGCCACUGCCACCCAAAGUUGUCAAUGUGUUGAAUUCUAAAGUGAAGAUACAGCCCAAGUUACCCAAUAGUUCUGCCUGUGUAACCCCUGCACCCUCCCCACCGCCACCAACGCCACCUGGUGUAGCACCUGGCUCACCCUGUGCAGGUAGUCAAGGCACAGCUGCCUCCAAACCCCUAGUUCUCACAGCUGAAGAGUUUGCCCGGCUUACUGCCCAGGGAGUACUGAAGUUCCAUCCCCCAGAGCAGGAGGCCAACAAGACCAACAGCUCAGUAGCACAGUGUAUCCCAGUACCACAGGGAGAGGAUGUGAGUGUUUGGAAAUGAUAGCCUGACUUCUACA